AUGAUCCACCCCACGCAGCCCAAAACUGUUACUGUGACGCACUGCGCGCCAAGGCGUUGGAUACUAGACCCUGCGCGCUGGAUCGGAACGAGAUCAGCAGGCUGUCCUGUUGCUGCUGCUUCCGGGGGUCCUGCCGACUCGGAACGGGAGCGUCCGUACAACGCUAGCAGCAGCGCCCACGCGAGCAAGAUUGUGCUACUUCUUCCGAGUGAGAGGCUCAAGGAGAUACAAGCCAGCAGUGUGUCACAAGUCCGCAACUUCAGCAUCAUUGCCCAUGUCGACCACGGGAAGAGCUCUGUGUCGGAUGCGAUCCUCCGGCGACUGGGAUCUAUCGAUCCCCGUACAAAGGCACAGUUCCUUGACUCUCUAGAGGUAGAGAGCACCCGCGGAAUCACCAUAAGGGCGCGCACGUGCAGUUUAUUGUUUCGACGGGGCUCUGGAGAUUCCCAUGUUCUGAAUCUGAUCGAUACGCCGGGGCACGCUGAUUUCUCCUUUGAGGUCAAGAGGAGCCUGUGCGCCAGCGACGGCUGCGUUCUCCUCGUCGAUGCAUCUCAGGGACCACAGGCGCAGACGUUUUCGCAUCUCCAGAAAGCACGUGAUAGAGGCCUUCCAAUCAUACCGGUUCUAAAUAAGGUCGACCUCAUAGAAUCCUCCGAACAACUCAAGGAGCUCAAGAAAACGGUGGGCGACCUUGUGGGAGCCUCUCCAGAGGCUGUGUUGGAAGUCUCUGCAAAAACUGGACAAGGCAUUGACGAGCUACUGGAUACGAUCGUUAGGGAGCUUCCACCGCCUUCAGCAUGCUUGGAGGCGUCGAAGGAUGGUCCCCUGAAGGCCCUUGUGUUCGACAGUUUCUACGACCCAUCCAAGGGUGUAGUGUUGGUGGCAGUCGUCCGCGAUGGAAUGAUAAAGGCUGGAGACGCUGUAACGGCCAUCAGGUCUCAGUUUCAGAUGCAAAUACGAGAAGUCGGGCUUAUGCUUCCCGAAAGACACAAGACGGAUCGGCUUGUGGCAGGCCAGGUUGGGUAUAUCUGCAGCAACCUCAAAAAGGCUGCAGAUAUCCACGUGGGAGACACCCUAUGCCUCUCUCAGGCCCGCACUGAGCCUCUGCCGGGGUUUGAACCCCCGAAGCGUCUCGUGUAUGCGGGCGUCUAUCCAGAAGACCCCAGCGGAUACGAAAAACUGAAGGUGGCACUGCAGAGGCUCGUGUUGACUGACGCGGCAGUGGAGAUGAAGCCAUCAAUUUCUCAGGCUCUUGGUCAUGGAUUCCGCUGUGGCUUCUUAGGAGCCCUGCACAUGGAGGUUGUCCACCAGCGACUUGAAGCAGAAUUCGGGCAACGGACGGUCCUUGCCUCUCCCAGUGUCACUUUCUUGCUGGAGUCUCCUGACGGGAGUCGCUUGCCCAUUGAGAAUCCAUCUCAGCUGCCGAAGGGGCGGCAUGACGUCCUUGAGCCCUUGGCGCGUGUGACGGUAGUGACGCCGAUGGUGUCAAUGGCAGCUGUUGAUCGGCUAGUGUUCGCUCGCCGUGGCGAACGGCUCGAGUAUCACGUCCAACAGCAACCCAAAGGACAGCAGGACACGAGAUCUGCCACCAUCCGUUUAGUUUACAGAGUACCCCUCGCCGAAAUUCUCGUCGACUUUUCAGACAAACUUCAGAGUGCCACCAGCGGGACGGGUACCUAUGAUGUGGAGGACGCAGGCUACGAACCGGCGCGCGUUUCGGUUGUUUCUUUCCUCGUGAAUGGACAGCCUGUUGAUGCGUUGGGACUAAUCGCUCACCAAUCUCAAGCCAGAACACUGGCCACCCGUUUUACAGAACGCCUCGCAGACUUGAUUCCGCCUCAGCAGUUCGAAAUAGCAGUGCAAGGGGCAGUGGAUGGCCGAGUGGUGGCAAAGUCGCGCAUUCGAGCCCUAAGAAAAGAUGUGACGGCUAAGUGCUACGGGGGAGACGUCACACGCAAGCUGAAGCUGCUUAACAAGCAAAAGGAGGGGAAGAAAAGAAUGAAGGCCAUCGGAAAUGUGCAGAUCCCCUCCUCAGCAUUUUUGGGGCUCCUUAAGCUCAGAGACUAA
Molecule: messenger RNA, 2067 nt
Organism: Cyclospora cayetanensis
Lineage: Eukaryota; Apicomplexa; Conoidasida; Eucoccidiorida; Eimeriidae
Product: elongation factor 4
Exons: 13
Coding region: 1-2067 (688 amino acids)
Biological process (GO): positive regulation of translation
Cellular component (GO): mitochondrion
Molecular function (GO): GTPase activity; mitochondrial ribosome binding; GTP binding
Source: RefSeq, a predicted model, not a curated record